ACUAGCUUCCAGUAAUACACUGAAAAUCAAAGUCAUGCACAGAGUCCCCAGAACACCACCACUACUGGAGUGCUUUACGCUCUAGAGGAUGGGGUGGUCUAGCGUGUUGCUCUUAGCCAGUGCCUAUCUAACCUUGUGUCUUUCUACAACCAAAGGAGAAGAGAGACUUUGUGAUUUUCCAAAAAUAAUCCAUGGAAUAUUAUAUGAUGCAAAGAAAUAUGACCCACUGUCCCCUGUUCCUAGUGGGAAGGUUUUAUACUACUCUUGUGAAUAUAAUUUUGUGUCUCCUUCAAAUUCCUUCUGGACUCGCAUAACAUGCACAGAAGGAGGAUGGUCGCCAGCACCAAAGUGUCUCAGGAUAUGUUUCUUUCCUUUUGUGGAAAAUGGUGAUUCUACAUCUUCAGGACAAACACACUUACAAGGUGAUACUGUACAAGUCGUUUGCAAUCAAGGCUACAGCCUUCAAAAUAAUCAGAGCAGCAUUACAUGCACUGAAGAGGGCUGGUCCAUUCCUCCCAAAUGCAUUUCCGCCAAUUCAACAAGGAAAUGUGGGCCUCCUCCAUCAAUUGACAAUGGAGACAUCUCCUCCUUCCUUUUACCAGAAUACCAACCAUUAUCAUCAGUCGAAUAUCAGUGCAAGUCCUUCAAUAAAAUGCAGGGCAACAACAAAAUAACAUGUAGAAAUGGAGAAUGGUCAGAGCCACCAAAAUGUUUAAAUGCUUGUAUAACAUCAGAAGAAAUUAUGGGAAAACACAAUAUAAGUCCCAAAUGGACAAAAAUUCGAAAGAUUUAUAUCCAGUCAGGGGACUAUAUAGAAUUUACAUGUAAACAUGGAUAUAAAAUGACAAAUACGUCACCUCCAUUACGUACAAUGUGCAAUGAUGGUCACAUCAGUUAUCCCAAUUGUACAAAAAGAAGUUGAUUUAGUGUAUGAAUGAACCUUUGUUUAGAAAUAUACAUGCAUAUUACUCAUACCGUUUCAAUUUAUGUUUGAAGUAUUGUUUAACUAAUUUCUUCUCAUAAGUAUAAACUUGAUUAAUUUGGAGCUUGAGACAUGAUUGUUACAAAUGCAAAAAAAAGUACAUUCAAAAUACCUAAACCAGAGUGUGGCAAGUCCUAGUACAAUAAACAAUGACAAGAAAGUGCAAUGACGUCAGUGUCUGUUUUGACCACUUUUCAGUUCUCCAAUUUUCUUCAGUACUGGGAACCUAAUUCCCUGAUUCGCAGUUAACUGAACCCAUAUUGUCUCAGUCUCCAAAUUAGUAUUAUUUCACAAAUAUAUGUCAACCAAACUGUCAUAACACUGAUAAUUAAUAUAAAUAAUGCUACAUAAUAUUUUAUGCUAAUAAACAGAUCUAAAAGUA
This is a messenger RNA of Arvicola amphibius (Eurasian water vole), 1364 nucleotides long. Its product is annotated as complement factor H-related protein 2-like. The transcript is spliced from 5 exons. NCBI's taxonomy places the organism in Eukaryota, Metazoa, Chordata, Mammalia, Rodentia, Cricetidae. The coding region runs from base 89 to 922 and encodes 277 amino acids. The record is from RefSeq and is a predicted model, not a curated record.